Molecule: messenger RNA, 387 nt
Organism: Apus apus (common swift)
Lineage: Eukaryota; Metazoa; Chordata; Aves; Apodiformes; Apodidae
Gene: CIMIP1
Product: chromosome 15 C20orf85 homolog
Exons: 4
Coding region: 1-387 (128 amino acids)
Source: RefSeq, a predicted model, not a curated record
AUGGCCGAGCCGGCGCAGAGCUGCAACUUCGUGGCCAAGGACAACUGCUGGAAAAAAUACAUUGAAAGUGAACGAGAAGCUGCAAAAACAUGGUCUCACAAAUGGGGAUUCCUGAAAUCACCUCCUGAGGAGUUGAUUAAAGAUGAAAAGAAAGAAAAUAUAAAGCCCAAGAUACAGCUCCCAGAACGUCUGCAGUUUCGACCUGUGACACCUGUGGAAAAAUACAUUAAGGUGCUUCCAUCUCCUCCAGUACCUAAGACUACCCAGGGAUUUAUUGGAUGGAGAUCAGCUAUUCCAGAGUUGGGACUUGAACACAGUUUUCAAAUCCAAAGCUGCAAAGGUGCCUUUUUUAAGGAUCUGAAGUGGCCAUGUGAGCCCUCUGACUGA